GAUUUCAGUGAUUUGAGACGUUGGCAGUGCCUAAAAUCUGGGCAUGUUGCUCCUCCUGAGUCUCUACUGUGUGCUGUGUGCUGUGAAUAGUGUUGUGAGUAUUAAUUCAUCGGAGAACUUCAAUGAUAUACAGAAUAAGGAUGUAAGGAGGUGGUUCCGCCUCAUGGAUGCUGAACUCAAAUCCCUCAACAAAUACACAUCGAUCAUUGCUUGGGAGUUGAGUGUUAAUCCAUCCGAGAGCUUGGGAGAGAUGGGAGUACAGCUCAACGGAAUCCGUUCUGAAUGGCAGAAGGGAAAAUGUGAAGAAAUUCUGGGAAUUAUUGAACCUCCGUUGGAGACAAAAGUUCAACGAGCUGUAAAUCUUCUCUGCCGUGGCCCAAGAUUCUCCCCCACAGAAGCUCAAGCCCUAUCACGUGCAAUUGCCGAAAUGCAAAACACCUACACAGACACUCAAAUAUGCCUUCCAAAGGACAUUAAUGCCUGCCAAAGACCUGAUUCCCUGUGGGACUUUACCUUCAUCCGCCCUCCUGGUGAUGGUGGAUUGUAUUGGAUGAAUUUGAGGGACUUUGUGCAGGGGGAAGCACCAGCAAAAGCAUCCAAAUAUUUCAACAUAAUCCCAUCAAAUAUGCGAUUUGUCUGCUUUGAUGGAGAACCUGAUCUCGAGAGACUCAUGACGGGAGAUUUUGCUGUAGUCGGUGGAUGUGCCCCAAAAAAUCCCGAAACUAUCUAUCAUUGGGCGUGGGAAGCAUGGAGGGUAGCUGUGGGAAUUCCCAUUGGUAAUGUCUAUCCCACAGCUGUGGCUCUAAUGAAUCGCGGAGCUCAGAAUGCUGGGUAUCACGAUACUGGGGCAAUUUGGCGCGAAGAGCUCGAAAUGGAAGAUUUGGAAGGCGAGAUGAAGGCAUUGUGGAGUGCUGUGGAACCCCUCUAUGCACUUUUGCACGCUGUUGUGCGACACUUCCUGGUGGAAAAGUACCGCAAUAAUCCCCUUGGGGACUUUACGGAGCACGGAAAAAUACCAGCUCAUAUUCUCGGCAAUAUGUGGUCCCAGAAUUGGGCAUCACUCCACAGUCUCCUCAUGCCAGACGUCAAUCUGGAUUUGGAGGCAAAUAUCCGGGCGACAAAUUGGACAGCACUCGAUAUGGUGGAACAUGCUGAGGAUUUCUUCACUUCCGUGGGAUUACGGAAGAUGCCACGAAAAUUCUGGCAAUACUCCCAAUUUGAGAAGAGCAAUGCAACACGUUGUCACGGAACUGCAGCUAAUAUGUUCAUGCCGGAUGAUUAUCGGAUGAUUGUGUGUGCUGAAAAGACUUUGGAGGAUUUCUACGUGAUUCACCAUGAAUUUGGGCAUUUGGCCUACUACUCAGCCUAUAGGAAUCAACCAACAAUCUUCCAGGAGGGAUCUAAUUCGGCUUUUCAGGAAGCAAUUGGGGAUGCUCUGUUUAACGGUGUAAUGACCCCACAGCACCUCAACCGCUUAGCCCUGCUACCAGAUGAGUAUCUCCUGCCCAGCAACAAUACGCUAACAUUUGACUUUGUACAAGGAAGUGGAGCACAUCGCCGCACCCGAGAGACCCACAAUAUGUACGACAUUUCAAUUCUACUGCGAAUAGCUCUGGCCAAAAUACCCCAAAUUCCCUUUGAGUACAUCCUCGAUGUAUUCCGAUGGAGGCUUUUUAGUGGCAAAAUUGACCCCUUGGAUGCCAAUGAUUACUUCUGGGCCCUUACGGAGCUGCAUCAGGGUAUACGGGCACCUGGACAUGGGGAUCGACAUAGGAUGUUCGAUGCUGGAGCUAAAUUUCACGUGGCUGACAAUACACCCUAUGUACGCUACUUCCUGGCCAGCAUAAUUCAAAUGCAAAUCUUCAAGGGACUCUGUCAAAUGACCAUCUUUGAUCGUGUCGCCCCCGAAGAGCCCCUCCCGAUGCCCCUGCAUCGGUGUGAUAUCUAUGGCUCAAAGAGAGCUGGAAAAAUUCUCAGAAAAUCCCUUUCCUUGGGAGCAUCGGUACACUGGACGGAAGUUCUGAAGAUUCUCACGGGUUCUGAGAAAAUUUCAGCAGAACCUCUCCUUGAAUACUACAAACCCCUCAUUGAUUGGCUUCAGCACACAAUCCAUAAAUUCGAUAUUCCCGUUGGAUGGUAAAAUUAUUACCCAUCCACCCAAACAAAUAAUGAUCAUUCCUCAAAUAUUUUAAAAUAAAAAGUUUCUCAACAAAUUAUCACAUCA
Lutzomyia longipalpis is the source of this 2224-nucleotide messenger RNA. Its product is annotated as angiotensin-converting enzyme-like. Gene Ontology annotation, biological process: proteolysis. Gene Ontology annotation, cellular component: plasma membrane. Gene Ontology annotation, molecular function: peptidyl-dipeptidase activity; metallopeptidase activity. Bases 44 to 2140 code for a protein of 698 amino acids. The transcript has 4 exons. Lineage: Eukaryota; Metazoa; Arthropoda; Insecta; Diptera; Psychodidae. The record is from RefSeq and is a predicted model, not a curated record.